Messenger RNA from Daldinia vernicosa, 2032 nucleotides. RefSeq names its product ClpP/crotonase. The transcript is spliced from 2 exons. Gene Ontology annotation, biological process: L-valine catabolic process. The record is from RefSeq and is a predicted model, not a curated record. Gene Ontology annotation, molecular function: 3-hydroxyisobutyryl-CoA hydrolase activity. Lineage: Eukaryota; Fungi; Ascomycota; Sordariomycetes; Xylariales; Hypoxylaceae. Bases 130 to 1638 code for a protein of 502 amino acids. Gene Ontology annotation, cellular component: mitochondrion.
GGAUAGGAACUCCCCGACUGCAUCGAAAACCGCUUAUCGCAACUUGACCCCCGGUCCUUUGAAGCUUUCAGCCCAGGUCCCUCGGUGCGCAUAUAGGUAGAGGAUUGCGCAUCCGAAAAACUGGAUUAGAUGUCUUUCAGAGUCUUGAUAAGGAGAGCUGGGUCAGCAGCUACCACUGCUACCUCUCCUUGCUGGAGAACAAGUCCUACUAUGCCUCUAAGAGCCAAGAUAAUAAGUCCUCAACCUGUAGCACGAGCACAAAUGUCUACAACACCCAUUAAACAACUUCCCAAGGAGCUCGAUACAGACGAACCCAAUGAUGUCCUCUUCAACAACAUAUAUGGUCUGCGGACCGUCGAGCUUAAUCGACCUGCUAAACUUAACGCUCUUACCGGCUCUAUGAUUAGGAAGAUAUUCCCCCGAUUAGUCGAGUGGGAGAAAUCAGACAUGGCAAAUGUGAUUGUUAUGAAGGGUGCUGGUGAGAAGGCGUUUUGCGCGGGAGGAGAUGUAGCCGCACUAGCGGAGCAAAACAAAGAGGGCCCAGAGGGCCAGCAGAAAUCGGUAGAGUACUUUGCCCAGGAAUACCAGUUAGAUCACUACAUCGCGACAUAUCAGAAACCAUAUGUCGCAUUUAUGGAUGGCAUCACGAUGGGCGGUGGCGUAGGACUCAGUAUUCAUGCCCCAUUCCGGAUUGCUACCGAAAGGACGGUCUUUGCAAUGCCAGAGACUACCAUUGGCUUUUUUCCGGAUGUUGGUGCCUCAUUUUUUCUGCCAAGGAUGGCGGGCUCUAUAGGUACUUACCUGGCUCUGACAAGCGAACGGUUAACAGGGGCGAACGUGUUUUACUCUGGAAUCGCAACUCACUAUCUACACUCAACCAGUUUACCUAGCCUGGAAUCGCGAUUAGCCGAGUUGCGGUUUAAAGAUUAUGACACUAUGGCAGAACGUCUUGCUAUCAUCGAAAGGACUAUCGAGGAAUAUGCGACCGGCCUACCUCCCGGAGAUUCUAUCCUGUUGGGCGGCGAACUUCGGAAGGCCAUUGACCGGUGCUUCAGCAAAAACAAGGUUGCCGACAUCAUAGCUGCCUUGAAGGAAGAGCAAGGCGCUACUCAAGCCUGGGCUGAGAAGACGCUGGAAACCCUGCAUCAACGAUCACCAACCUCGGUUCACGUGGCUCUUAGGCAGAUGAGGCGAGGUCGCGACUGGUCCAUUUCAGAGGCAUUCCAGAGAGAACACCAAAUCGCCGCCAGGUUUAUGAACCAUCCUGACUUUACAGAGGGCGUUACAGCGCGACUGGUUUUGAAAGAAACACCGAAGUGGGAGCCGGCUAGUCUGGAAGACAUCCCAGAAGGCAGCGGCAUCAUCGAGCCCUUCUUCCAACUAAGCGGCGGCCCGCCAAAGUUAAGUUUGGUGACGGAUAGGGACUACGUCCAAUACCCGUACCAAUCCUUUGGUGUACCUACGGAACAGGAUGUUGAAGCCAUCGUUAAAGAAGGUAGAUCAACCCGUUACGAGGUUCGGGAAGAAUUCGUCCGAAGGAAAAAUGGCAGGCAGGGCAUCGCCGCUAUUGUAGAUGAGAUUCUGUCCAGGAAAACCAUCGUGAACGAUUAUGGCAAAGCGGAAUGGAUCGACGAAUAAUCAAAUAACAUAUCGUAUUGCAUUACAUCUUCAUGUAUAUUAUGAUAGGCCGGCAACUGUUAGAGAUGGCAAGGUCUCGGCGCAGAACUUGUAUAAAAAUUCAUCGAUGCGUAGGGAUCAGUUGGUGGUUUUCCAUUAUAUGAAUGGUUACCUACCUACAGGCUUCCCGGGAUAGAUAUCUUGGCACGUAUUAAAUUACGCACCUUUAAGGUACCUACCCAUUUUAUCUUAGGUAACCUAACAUAUAUUUAGUGGUGUAAAGGGGGUUAAGAUGUGUCGACAGCCUGAUUUGGCUGAGUCAUUAAAGGGGCCGUAUAAUUGUGGGGCCCACCGGCCAGUAUAAGUAUCUCCUCGGAACCCCCCUCUUAUAUCCUACAAACAAAUUCAAUAACUU